AUGAAUCAGCAGGCUGUGGGCUCCCCCUCGGCUAAUUAUACUCUUCCUGGGGUGAUGCAUUAUUUACAGACAGAGUUUACAAAGAAUGAGAGGGAUAGAAUAAACUGGGAACUAGAGCGGUGUGAAAUGAAGGCUAGAAUUGCUCAGUUGGAAGGGGAGAAUCGAGACUUGAGGUAUUUGUUACUGAAGACUAAGCAGCAAUAUAAGGAUGGGGAUGGUGUGGAUGGGGAUCUUCAGGAGGAUAUGAGUUUCAGUGAGCCUUCUCUUCUUAAGUCCAAGUUGUCAGUGCAAGAGAAUGUAAAGGAAAUAGUUUAUUUAUUGAAGAGCCCACAGGUUACGGACCAAUUGGAUGCUUGGAAUAACAAAGGGUAUUCUCUACAUCUCCUGGAAACUAUGAAUCUCAAUUGUAAGAAGAAUGUGGCGGAGGCAACAAACAAUAGUUCUGGAAGUGGCGGGGGUGAUGGGCGGGCAUCGCCUAUGGAUGCUUCGCCGACAUUGCCAGAGUUGGAGAUUCCAAAUGCAUUGCCGCCAAGUCCUUUUUCUUUAAAGCAUGGGAAUGGUAAGAAUUAUGAUUCAGAUCAGGAAACGGUUAUUUUAGAAGAUCAGUUAGCGCGGAUGCGGCCGCCUUCUGCAUCGAAACAGACUAGCACUAUGAUUUCAUCAUCUAGACGAUCUUCCUUUAGUUCACUGUUUGAUGUAAACGCAGGUUCACCGAAAAACAUGACAGUGUCCAAAGCAAUUGUAGGAAGCGAUUCAUUAGCUUUUGUGGAUAAGAUAACUGUGUUUCAGAACAAUUUGCUCACCUUGACUGGCGACGGCCAUUUGAAAUACUGGGUAAUUGAUCCAACCUUGGAAUUGAACGAUAGCCUUACAAUUCCGAAGUUUCAUGGAUUAGGAACUGAUGUACUUGGUAUCUUUUGGUGGGAUUCAAAAACAUUUAUUACAAUUGAUCAGACCGGCUUAAAAGUCUGGUCUAUUGAGCUUCCGGAACCUGUAAUGCAAUGGGACUGCUUUCAAAAUUUUGAAUUUGAGAAUAUUGACAUGAUUGACUUCAAGAACAAAUGGCUUGUCUUAAAAUUGGGAGGGAAAAUUUUGAUCUGGAAAAUUAAUAUAGCAAGCGAAGAAGAUUCAAUUAAAAUGGCAAGUAAUUAUGAAAUAUGGCUAGACGCUGAAGAUCCUACAUUCUUCAUUCUAGGUCUUACAGAAGAGUCUCUAAUCGUCUUGUAUCUAGAUCCAUGUCACUUGGCGAUAUACAACUUCCAAGGUAAAAUAUUACAACAACUCGAUCUAGGUCAUCUGGUCAAGGAUUUACAACCUCGAGGCAAGAACACAACUCGAUUGGUGUUGAAUAAAAAGACUUCAAAGGUUUUGGUUCAAAUUAACAACCAAAUAAUAAUAUAUUCCUUUGAUCAAAAGAAAACAGUUGCUAACUUUACACUUGAAAGCAUACCUAGCAAUAUAAUCUUCAAAUUCAAUUCUGAAUCCAUUAUAUUAGGCUACGCUGACGGUACUAUCGAAAUCAGAAAUCUAACUGAUAUUAGAAAUAUUAUUAAAAAUUAUAAUCAUUAUGACAUCAAAAAAUCAGCAUCUGCACAAAAUACUAACAAGGGCCAGCAAUCAGAUCCAAAUUCUGAAACUAAUACCGAUGAUGAUGAAUCAUCUGUGAAAAGCUUCAUGAGCAUGGACAUUGCUGUAGUUGAUGGCACUCUUGCAAUUGUUUCUGGUGGUGAUAACGGACUCAUACGUCUAGAGAGUGUCUGGGAAAUUGCUUAUUAG
Molecule: messenger RNA, 1776 nt
Organism: Eremothecium cymbalariae DBVPG#7215
Lineage: Eukaryota; Fungi; Ascomycota; Saccharomycetes; Saccharomycetales; Saccharomycetaceae
Gene: FAR8
Product: Far8p
Exons: 1
Coding region: 1-1776 (591 amino acids)
Molecular function (GO): protein binding
Source: RefSeq, a predicted model, not a curated record